AUGCCGAAGCGAAAAGUUGCCUCCAAAAUCUCCGGCCUCGUGGAGUCGGAUGAUGAGGAUUUGAUGCAAGUGACCGAGAAUGACGCGCAGGAUACUCGCGAUGAACCGCCCCCCAAGAAACGUCGAGGAAGACCCCGUACUUCGCAUGAGGAUGCGACCGAGCCUAAAACGACUACGCAAGCAAAGAAACAGCCUACAUCUGCAACUUCAAAACCAGCGCAAGCAGAGGCCCCUGCUGCCAAGAAGCCCACUCGCCGAGGAAGACCCCGGGGCAGCAGUCGCGCGUCCGUCGAUCCCGACGCGCAAGCGCGGGCAGCGGUGACAGAAGAUGAGGCACUCGACGAUGAUGAGAAUACACACGACCAAGAGAACGAAGAGUAUACUGCUGUUAAAGACACUAAGCCGACCCGGGGCGCCAAAAGCAGCAAGCCCGCACCCACGCGUGGUCGAGGUAGAGGCCGUGCGGCCAGCACAACGCCGGCACUUCAAACCGAUGGCGAAUUCGAGUUCACACCGAACAGUACUCGACAAAGAGACGAUCCUCAAGGCACAGGGUCGCGGCACAACGAGGAACCUUCAAUAGAAAUUGUCGACGAAACAAUCCUUCCCGAAGACUCGGCACCUACCCCUUACGUGACAUCGUCACCGGUGAAGAACGCUCGGGCUCGACUAGCCGCGUUGCGCAACACACAGGAAUCCCCGCGUAAGCGCAAACUAGCAAAUGCCGACGCUGAACCAAGCGGAGAUCCAGAAUUGAGGCGAAGGCUUGGUGAGCUCUCUAAGAAGCAUGAUGCAUUGGAAUUCAAAUAUCGCAAUCUUCGAGAGAUUGGCAUUUUGGAGGCCAAUGCCAACAUGGAAAAGCUGCGAAAGCAAAGCGAAAGUGUCACUGCUGCAUCGAACGAGCUGAUCGCGUCGCUUCGAUCGGAAUUGGAGGCACAACGAGCGGUGGGUCAGCAAAGUCGCGGACUCCAGAAGCAACUGAAGGAGCGAGAUGCCGAAAUGGCUCGGCUCAAGUCGCAGGCCGAUGAGGCACGCUCACAGCUUUCUUCCUCGCAGUCCGAGGUCAAAGCCCUGCAGACCAAGCUUGCUGCCGCACGGAAUACGGCCGCAAGCCUUGAAGGUGCUGCGAAGGCUCCUGGCAGUGCCAUCAAGGCUGGCGGGCCCAAUCGGGCCAAUGCGGCAGCCAGCGCAAAAGCUGCACAAGCCGCACAAUUGGCGCAGUUGAAAGAAGACUUGUAUAGCGACUUGACUGGGCUGAUCGUCCGAGAUGUCAAGAAUCGGGAGUCGGAUCAUUUGUACGAUUGUAUUCAGACUGGAGUGAACGGAACUCUUCAUUUCAAAUUGGCCAUCCCCAAGGUUUCUGCUGCGGAAUUUGAAACUGCCGAGUUCCAAUAUCUGCCCCUAUUGGAUGCCAAUCGCGAUCGCGACCUGGUAAAUAUCCUGCCCGACUUUUUGACGGUGGACAUAACCUUCAGCCGCCAGCAGGCAUCCAAGUUCUAUACACGGGUGAUUGAUGUUCUCACGAAGCGACGGAGCUCGACACAAUAG
Penicillium alfredii is the source of this 1548-nucleotide messenger RNA. RefSeq names its product putative chromosome segregation protein (Pcs1). The transcript is spliced from 3 exons. NCBI's taxonomy places the organism in Eukaryota, Fungi, Ascomycota, Eurotiomycetes, Eurotiales, Aspergillaceae. The record is from RefSeq and is a predicted model, not a curated record. Gene Ontology annotation, cellular component: mitotic spindle; nucleolus; chromosome, centromeric core domain. The coding region runs from base 1 to 1548 and encodes 515 amino acids. Gene Ontology annotation, molecular function: microtubule site clamp; protein binding. Gene Ontology annotation, biological process: attachment of mitotic spindle microtubules to kinetochore; meiotic sister chromatid segregation; homologous chromosome segregation.